GGCCGGCUAGAUCUACCAAUUGGUGUUGUAGCUUCUGAGGAAGGAUUUAUCCAUGUUACCGAUACUGCCAAUCAUUGCAUUAAGAUAUUUGAUCCCCAUGGUACAGUAAAAAAAGUACUCGGCAGCUACGGUAAAGAAGCAGGACAGUUCCAUGAACCGCAUGGUAUUGCCAUUGAUCAAAGAGGUAAUUUGGUCAUUGCAGAUUCGAAUAAUGAUAGAAUUCAAGUAUUAACUCCAGAAGGACGCGUUUUAUGUCAUUUUGGUGGUUCUGGCUCAGCUGAAGGUUGUUUUAAACGACCAUCUGGCAUCUCAUUUGAUAGUCAGGGAGUUCUUUAUGUCUCUGAUCGAGACAAUCAGAGAGUGCAACUUUUC
Molecule: messenger RNA, 372 nt
Organism: Trichoplax adhaerens
Lineage: Eukaryota; Metazoa; Placozoa; Uniplacotomia; Trichoplacea; Trichoplacidae
Exons: 1
Molecular function (GO): protein binding
Source: RefSeq, a predicted model, not a curated record